Molecule: messenger RNA, 1429 nt
Organism: Cajanus cajan (pigeon pea)
Lineage: Eukaryota; Viridiplantae; Streptophyta; Magnoliopsida; Fabales; Fabaceae
Product: transcription factor SPEECHLESS
Biological process (GO): guard cell differentiation; stomatal complex development; positive regulation of DNA-templated transcription
Cellular component (GO): nucleus
Molecular function (GO): DNA-binding transcription factor activity; protein dimerization activity
Source: RefSeq, a predicted model, not a curated record
CAGUCUGAUACAGUGACUCACACUUUGGCUUGAGCCUGUGAGAGGAUGUAACGGUUUAAAGCACAUAUAUGUUUACAAAGGAAAGGGCCAUAUAUAACAUGAGUAGUAGUUGAUGGCGAUCGUUUAGUCUCUAUCACAUCAACACACCCUCUCCUAUUUACUCCUUUUUCUUGAUCUUGACAAUACCCGGUCCCUUUCCCUCCAAACUUUCUAUUCCCAUCCCCACUUUUCUAAGCAUUUUCCGCCACUUCCCUCGCAGGUUGCCCGGAGAAGAUCCAAUUACAACAUGGAUGACACCUUAUGCGACAUUUUUGACGAUAAAGAGUUUGGCGGGGACGAACUCUUUGCCAUUUUAGAGAGCCUCGAAUCUGACUUCACCGAUUUCCCUCCCAUUAACCAAGCUGUUGCUAUCUCAAAGGAGACCAACGAGGAUGUUUCCAGAUUGGCCUCCCAAAAGUCAACCUCUUCAAGUGCUGCUCAAGAUUCCGAAACUGAGCUUGAAACCUCGCCCAAAACAAAGAGACAGAAGCUUACCACCCCAGAGGAAGCAAAUCCCGAUGGACAACAAAAGAUGUCUCACAUUACCGUUGAACGCAACAGGAGAAAGCAAAUGAAUGAACACUUGUCUGUCUUGAAGUCACUCAUGCCUUGCUUUUAUGUCAAAAGAGGAGAUCAAGCAUCGAUAAUUGGAGGUGUGGUUGAUUACAUCAACGAGUUGCAGCAGGUUCUGCAAGCCCUGGAGGCCAAGAAACAAAGAAAAGUUUACAGCGAAGUACUAAGCCCUAGGCUUGUUUCAAGCCCAAGGCCUUCACCACUGAGUCCUCGGAAGCCACCUCUGAGCCCGAGACUAAACUUGCCCAUAAGCCCAAGAACUCCACAACCAGGAAGCCCUUAUAGGCCAAGGUUGCAGCAAGGCUACAACAACAUUAUUUCACCAACCAUGUCGAACUCUCUGGACCCUUCUCCCACUACUUCUUCCGCUUCCUCCAUGAACGACAACAUCAACGAGCUUGUUGCGAAUUCGAAAUCAGCUUCUGCUGACGUGGAGGUAAAGUUUUCAGGUCCGCACGUUCUUCUGAAAACGGUGUCGCAACGAAUUCCAGGUCAGGCUCUGAAGAUAAUAACGGCACUUGAAGAUCUUGCGCUCGAAAUCCUCCAUGUCAAUAUUAACUCUGCUGCUGAUGAUACCAUGCUCAACUCGUUCACUAUCAAGAUUGGAAUUGAAUGCCAACUGAGUGCGGAAGAACUUGCUCAACAAAUCCAGCAAACAUUCUGCUAAUUAUAAAAAGAAGGGUUAUUAUGUCUCAGACCAAACAUCUGCAAUUCCAUGCACCCCUCUCUCUUCUCAUACUGUGUUGUACCUACCUUGUUGUACAAAAAUGGGAAGACCCAUUUAUUUUCAACAAUUUAUCAUUUUCCUUCUUUUUUA